This is a messenger RNA of Exophiala viscosa, 1070 nucleotides long. RefSeq lists its product as uncharacterized. Lineage: Eukaryota; Fungi; Ascomycota; Eurotiomycetes; Chaetothyriales; Herpotrichiellaceae. The record is from RefSeq and is a predicted model, not a curated record. Bases 248 to 904 code for a protein of 218 amino acids. The transcript has a single exon.
GUGUGUUCACGACCUGGCCUAAGUAUGCCUGUUAGUGGACUGAGAAAACGAGGUACCGUCGACGACAACUUACUCGACACCACCAGGGUGGAGGGCGGUCUUGUUGACUGAGUGAGAAACCAUUCUGGGAGUGAAUGCCCGCAGGUUGGUUUUGGCUAGGUUCGAACGAGCUGUACCGGAACCAGGAGAGGAUGAUUGAGGGCGGAUGGAGUGGAGAGCUUGAAGUCGAGUAGAAUAUUCGGAAGCCAUGAAGACGGGACUGAGGCCUGUUACUUGUAUCUUUCUGGCGCUGGGGCUAAGCCGCUUCUCAGGGACGCUUCCGAAAGACCAACGGGACAGAUCGGAGGACGACAGUGGUGUUUCGCGGGCACGGCUCGUCCGACUCUUUCCGGGGAGUGUUGAUUGGAGGAAAUCCAACUGCCGUGGAUAUACUCCGUCAAACGCUCUGGCAAUUGGAGAAUCUGAAUUGCGGAGCAGGCGAAAAAUGGUCGCGAUGAUAUUCCUUCAACUUAUUAUCGUGCUUGGUUUGAAAAAUAUGAAAAGACUUAGAGAAGUGGUGAAAAGUGACGAAAAGGUAAGACAGCUACGACACAAGACAAGGUGGGAGAAGCAAGGACGAGGAACAUCGACGGUCACCCAAUGCUGCAGCAUCCCCCGCUUCUCGUCGCCAUUUGCCCUCUUUGGCAUUCCUCUUACGAAGACACGAUGGAGCCACAAGUCAUGCUGCAUCUGUUACUGUGUUUACCCCAAGUACCCGUACAACGCCACUAGAUUCCGCGCUUCGGAAGGUCAAACACAAAGACCAUAUGCAUUUCUCAUUUCCGCAAUACCCACUGCUGCUUCUGCCGAACGUCCAGCAGAGGCCACGCAAACAAACAGGCUAUGUGGCACUGUGAACGGAUGAUUUUUCAUUUUGGACCGUGAUAAGGUCAAACGGAGAAUUGCCAAAAUAACGCAGUCCUCAUCACUCCACAAAUGUCAUUGCUGGGUGGGAAAAAGCGGGGGAUCGCUAAAGGUGACCAGAUCAUCAUUCCAACUCUGAUCUCAACAGCAAACAGCCCUACGUGUUC